Messenger RNA from Durusdinium trenchii, 1845 nucleotides. NCBI's taxonomy places the organism in Eukaryota, Dinophyceae, Suessiales, Symbiodiniaceae. The record is from the annotation of a GenBank genome assembly.
AUGUUGGAGCUGGGCUCCAGUGCUCCAGGGCCUGAAUCUUUGCGCUUUGGCCUUCGCAGCCCUUCCAACGGCCACGGGUGCCGUUCCCGCUUUGAGCCGCACGCAAGCGACAGCCGAGGCCAUCUCCCUCGGUCCGGUCUCUUGAAAGACUGGACCAAGGUGCCGCCAGUUCCCAGGAAAGGUGAUGACACUUUCGACCGUGUCUACGGGCCAAAGUCCACCUUAGAGUGGGAGCCGGCAUCCGCAACCAUUGGGAAGGUAGACAACUCCACUCCCAGCAUUCUGCGGGAGGGCCCUUUGAACGUAGCGCUGAAAACUGCACAUUAUGGCGGAGCAGAGCUUGAUGUGCAGAGUGAGGAAGGAAUCCUCGAAGAGAUGAACCAAGCACGCUACUUUGAGACCACCACGGGUGUGGGUCACCAGAAGCCGGACUAUACAGUGGCACAAAAGGCGGGCAGAAACAGCAGACGCUACAAGCAGGAGAUUUUCUGCGGCCCGGAACCUGACGUGAUGCCGUCACUGGAAAAUGAAGGUUUGGAGGUCCCCUUCCAUGCGCACUAUUCACGUGUGGACCAGAUUACCAACACCAGGAUGUUUAUGGCAGACCCCGAGUUCCGGGGCAAUGUGGCAGCAUCUGCUCCCACUGGUGUUGGACCCUUCCACCGCAAUGCGCAGUUCACCAAGGGAUGCGACAAGUUCAUACUGCACGUUCACAAGGACGAAGGCCUCAAUGAGAUGUACCAGAGACUCCCAGAGACCAACCCCAUGAGGCAACUUGGAGGUGAAAAUGCCUCAGAUCCCCAUGCUGGGAUCCCAUCCCUAGCUGCGCUGAAGGGUGCGAUCCACCGAAAGGUUCAAGAGGUUUGGGGUCCUCUUGGUUAUGUGAACCUCCGGCAACGCCUUUGUGAACUUUGCGAUCACGAAGGGUUCAUUCGGAAGAGCGACGUGGUGGAAGUCUUGCGCGAGCCGCUUGGGCUUUCGGAGGAGGAAGUUGAGGCCAAGCCGUUGGAUGUCGGAGCCACAGAUGGAGGUAGGCUGGAUGAUGGGGACCUGAAGCAAACAGUCAUUUUCGCCUUCGGUGCUGAAGAUGAGGACCCAUUUCAACAGAGCCGAGCGUUGAGCUUCGAGCGAAAAAAAACCGGCGCCGUGGAGCUCGGUGCUGAGCGCCAGGAGUCGGUUGCGAACACCGCAGUGACUGAGCAGGUCUUCUUGGAGCUUUUCUCGGACUUGGCCUCUCGACUGAUUUGGGAGGAUAUCAGGAUGCACAUGAAGGAUCCGGAUCAAUACAGUGCUACGCAACAGCGACGCCGUACAGCGAAACACGCCAUGCUUGGGCGGGUGACCGGAGUGGUGGCGAUUCUGCUGCUGGGUGGAGAGCCAGAACGAGAUACCUUUGCUGCGGAGCUGGCUUUCGACUUUUCUCCGCCCUUGGAAGUCUUCGCCAGCUCUCCCUCAGCCGGGGCGGAAGAACGCCUGAGACGUUUGGACAAGAUCGGCAAGUUGGUUCUUUCUCAUGAGGCCUUAGACACCGUCACGAACUUCUCGACGAUGAUUCCACAACUUAAGGAGGCCGGCAUUUCCAAAGUCCUCCUUGUGACAUCCUCAUACCACAUGCCCAGAGCAACUGCGAUUGCCAGCGUCAUGCUUGGGGCAAUUGGCAUUGAUUUUGAGCCUCACCCAGUGGCCUCGAGCAAACCAAUGGAACCACGCUGGAAGAUUUGGCGUGAUGUGGCUCGCGCUUGGAUUUGGAGAGUCACCGGAUGGGACUUCCGUUGGUUGUUGAAGAUCGUUUUGCCCUGGGCACGACGACAUCAGCCACAUCCGAGCAAUCUCUUGGUUGUAUGA